Molecule: messenger RNA, 2016 nt
Organism: Colletotrichum spaethianum
Lineage: Eukaryota; Fungi; Ascomycota; Sordariomycetes; Glomerellales; Glomerellaceae
Exons: 1
Coding region: 1-2016 (671 amino acids)
Source: RefSeq, a predicted model, not a curated record
AUGGCUUGGGAGGCUGCAGGUCAGACCAACUUCGAGCGUGCCCAGGCAUUUCUCUUCUUCUACCGCGGCAGCGAUGCCGCCGUCAAUAGCGAACUCCGAUCUAUCGCUUCGAACCCCACAUACAAAGAUGUAGCUUCAUUAGCUGCUGCGGUUGGGAAGCGCGUCUUUGGCAACCGUCACACCAGCUUCAACACCAACCCGCUUUUGCAAUGGUUGCGUUUCAUGCUCAUCAAGAGCCAUGCACUCGCUUCCACCAAGACUAAGCCUGUCCGAGACUUCUUCUUCGACCCAUCCAUUUCCCGUAACUUGCCUCAACUCCCCGAAAACCCUGUCACAUACCAAUACCCCACUGCACCUCUCAAGGUCAUAAUUGUUGGUGGGGGACCUACAGGCCUCGCAUCUGCGAUCGCCCUGGCCGAGAAGGCCGGAACAAGAGUCGAGGUCCACGUUUACGAGGGCCGCUGGGUUCAGCAACCAGGCUCUUCUUUCGUUGGCUAUCCUCCCAAAGCUCGCCGUCGCGACCAGGUUGUCACACUCCAGGACUCCGUCACCGACCUCAUGAGCGACAGGACAAGACAGGCCGUCUUUGGCGAAUGCCCCGAGCGUGUUUGGCCUGGCUCUAGCAACCUGCAGAUUCGCAAGCUCGAAGAUGGCCUCCUGAGACGUGCACAAGAUAGCCAGUUCCGCGAUCUUAUCUUCUUGCAUGCGAUUCAGGUAAAGAGAGAGAACCUGGCAGAGUACGGCGACUUCCACCUCAUGCUCGGUGCUGAUGGUGCCGGCUCUUGGUUGCGCGUCGCAUAUUUUCAGGGACAGGAGGAAGAGGUUGGCAAGAGUUAUGCUCUUGGAGUCGCUUUCGACAGACCUCGAGGACUCCCUUUCUCGCAGCCUAUCAACAUCUUUCUUACCAUGGGCCAAACUCGUUACCUACUCAAUGCUAGCGAUUUUGAUGGAACUGGAUAUCUUAAUAUGCAAUUGACCGAAAAUGAGUGGCACCAGAUGAUUUCAGUGGAUGGCUACCCUUGCACGUUCGGCCGGCCAAGCUGUCUUAAGAUUAAUGGUCGUCUCCUCAAUGGAUACCAAGAAAACCAAGUUUUUGCUCCUUCUCAGCAACCUGAUAGUCCUCUCUGGAAGGCUAUCCUCGAUGGCCUCGAGCUGUACGGUUUCAAGCAAUGCGAAGUCACCAAUAUUGUCCGCAUUCCCAUUGUGGUCCGCCGAAUUAACAAAGCGAUUGAGCGACUUCCCCAAGGCGACUCUUCUGCACUUCGGCGACCUCACGGCAUCGUCGCUCUGGCGGGCGAUGCUGCAAUGACUGUCCACUUUUGGCCUGGCCGCGGUGCAAACUCUGGUAUGAAGGCUGGUAUUGCUUGGGCCGAUGAAGUUGUCCGCGCGCUCAUGCACAGCCAGUUUGUCGGGCUUGAGCCCAGAUCUCUAGAGAUGUACCACGACUUUCUGCAAAAGCUUCAGGAGCGUGAGCACGGCGGUCGCAGUUUACCCAUUGUAAAGCAGACUGGCGACCCCAACAUGAUGGCCUGGCUAAUGCGCAACGCACGCCUCAUUCCACAGCACGUUGCUAUGGAAUGGCUUGUUGGACAGAUGCGUCGCGAUGGCAUCCGGAUUCAGAAGCGUGCGGACUGGGCUUUCGAGCAGGUUGCCAAUUUAGAGACGCAACUGCGAGAAAUCUUGAAAAAGAUGGAUCCUGUCACUCUCCAGGAGAUGGCUGCCACAUUCCCGUGGCCAACGAGAGAGAUGGCUGGAGCGGAGGUACUGCCGGAGAGGUCCGUCGUGGAUGCUUGCUUGAAACAAGGUGAUAGCAGGCAAAAAGACCUUCCCAAGCUUGAGAAGCAAGCAAAGACAAAGAAAAAAGACAAGAAAAGGAGGAGCGCGGAGACCUCAUUGUCUGGUGAAGAGAUAUCCCCGGCUUUCCUGGCUAGCCUCGCCGCUGCUGUAAAGCCAACGUCCCAGCGAGCAUCCUGGCGUUCUUUCAGCUUCGGUAGGCCGACCCAGACGGUCCGAUAA